UAAAGAUUUAUACCACUUAUACUUCUCUAGUUUUAUUGAGAAUUAAAUAAAUAUUGUAUUUCUUGCAUGAAAAAAGAGCGCGAAUUUUGACACCUGUAGCUGCCACAUCAGAUCUUAUGUUGCCAGAUAGUCCCAAAAUUCAUUAGACAUAUAUACCUUUUAUUUUAAUUUUAUGGUCUUUUAUUUACCGGAUUGGAAUAAUACUACUUUAAACUUGGAGAGUAAAUUAUGAGUACGAGUAUGCACUUAAAUUUACUUAAAAUAAUGUUUAAAAUGCGAUAAAAAUGAUAUUCUUAUUUUUAAUACCCCUAAAGUUUUUAAGAAACAUGACAACUCAGCUUAUGAGUGGGGGUUUGUUUUUAAUUUUGAACUGAGGUUAUUUUACUUUUUGUCUAUUUUAUUAAUUGAUUUUAUAUUAGUAUUAUAACUAAUUAAAUAGCUUUUUAACCGUCCACAAACUAAUUCUAUUACGCUACUUUAUAAAAUAUGGUAAGAGUUACAAGAUCCUCAAGGAAAAUUUCAGAAAAUAAGGAAGAUGAAAACUCACACGUAUUGAUGAGUUCAGACAGUGAAAAUGACGAUGAAAAUGUAUCAGAGAAAUCGAGUAAGUCUCGUAGUACUACCAGAAACCAAAAGACAAAAGCCAGAAACACGGAACUUCAUCUUCUAAGCCCUGUAACUCCACCAAAACAGAAAAAAGGUAGUGCCAUAGACGGAACAGUUACCCCCAGUAGUUUACUAAGGAAGCUCUCGUUAAUAAGCCCUAAGAAGUCUACGAGAGCAAAAGUAAGGGCUUCUUUAUUCAAGAAUAGUGUUCAAGACACUGUUGAUGCAAAGACAACAAAGAAACCCCAAAGAACUAACGUUUCAGAAGAUAUUAAAGAUGGUAGCAGCUCAGAUUCAUCCGAGGCUGAGAAUUGCAAGAAAUUAAAUCAUUACCAGAGUGCUAGAAAGGCACUUAACAGUAAUUUCCCAACGGAUUUGCCAGGACGUGAAAAUGAAAUACAGAAACUGACUGAUUUCAUUUUCGAUCAUUUAAAUAAUGGCACUUCAGGGUCUGUGUAUAUUAGUGGGCCCCCUGGUACUGGAAAGACUGCAUCUUUAAAUCUGAUAUUGCAACAAACUGAGAUUGCUUUAAAAGUUCAGAAGAUUUAUAUUAAUUGUACUGCCAUUAAAUCAGCCACAGCUGUUUAUUCAAGACUAGCCAAAGAAUUAAAUUUGAAAUCAGUAGGAAAAUCAGAAAAAGAAAAUUUGUGUGCUGUCGAAAAAUAUUUGCAGAAGAAACAUAAGACAGUGCUACUAGUUCUUGAUGAAAUUGAUCAACUCGAAACAAAGAAUCACUCAAUUCUAUACACUAUCUUUGAGUGGCCUUCCAAACCCAAUUCGAAGCUUAUUCUUAUCGGUAUUGCCAAUGCUUUAGAUCUAACAGAUCGUACUUUACCAAGACUUCAAGCACGCUGUGAAUUGAAACCAGAAUUGUUACAUUUUGCACCAUAUACCAAAGAGCAGAUAAUCAAAAUAUUUACUUCCAGACUCGAAGCAGCUGGUGUCUUGAGUGUCUUUACUCCAAUUGCUCUUCAGAUGCUUGCAGCUAAGGUUGCUUCAGUUUCUGGAGAUGUUAGAAGAGCUCUGGAUAGAAGAAGGGUUGUUGAAUUGUUAGAUCAAAAAGAAAGUGGAGAUGUGUUGAAGUCUGUUGAGAAUUUUACUGAUAAUUUGGUGAAGGAAGAUAAAAAAAUUAUGGAAGAGACUAAAACAAAAUCUGUGAACUUAAAGGAGGUUGUUAGUGUUUUGAAUAAUGUUUAUGGUACAACACAGAAUCUUAAUGAUGACAGUGAAGAAACAUUCCCUUUACAACAAAAAAUAGUGAUCUGUUCUUUGCUUUUAAUGCUGAAAAAAGCAAAAAACAAAGACAUAACUGUGGGUAAAUUACACGAAGUGUACUCGAGAGUUUGUUCAAAGCAGAAUUUGAUGGCUGUCGAUCAAGCUGAGUUUUUUAGUCUAUGUUCUCUAAUCGAAACCAAAGGUAUUAUAAAAGUUAGCGGUAGAAAAGAACCGAGAAUGCAUAAAGUGAAUUUGGAAUGGAACGAGACUGAAGUAGCGGAAGCACUGAAAGAUAAACAGCUGAUGUCUGUUAUAUUACAAGAUGAAAGUUGUCUAGGGAAAAGGUAGUAUUUUUAUGAAUUUUAAUUUAAUUUUUUUAAUGUACUGACGAUAGUAUAUAUGUUAUACAUUUUAUUUGAUGUAAUUUAUUUUAUUUUAAAUAUAAUGACAGAAAAUUU
Sitophilus oryzae (rice weevil) is the source of this 2279-nucleotide messenger RNA. It is a transcript of the gene Cdc6, whose product is annotated as cell division control protein 6 homolog. The record is from RefSeq and is a predicted model, not a curated record. Lineage: Eukaryota; Metazoa; Arthropoda; Insecta; Coleoptera; Curculionidae. Gene Ontology annotation, biological process: mitotic DNA replication checkpoint signaling; cell division; DNA replication initiation. Gene Ontology annotation, cellular component: nucleus. Gene Ontology annotation, molecular function: ATP hydrolysis activity; DNA replication origin binding.